Stomoxys calcitrans (stable fly) is the source of this 3193-nucleotide messenger RNA. RefSeq names its product zinc finger protein 236. Gene Ontology annotation, biological process: regulation of transcription by RNA polymerase II. Gene Ontology annotation, molecular function: RNA polymerase II cis-regulatory region sequence-specific DNA binding; DNA-binding transcription factor activity. The record is from RefSeq and is a predicted model, not a curated record. NCBI's taxonomy places the organism in Eukaryota, Metazoa, Arthropoda, Insecta, Diptera, Muscidae. Bases 206 to 3046 code for a protein of 946 amino acids. The transcript has 4 exons.
ACCGACUUAGCGAAUUGAUAAAAAGGAUAUUUAUAAAACAAUCCGCGUUUUUAUGUGCAAUCACAUUUAUUUCAUUUCUUAUGGGAACGAAAAUUUCAUUAGAGCAGCAUACUGCCAUUUUGGCUAAAAAAACAAACAAACCUUUUGCUUGACGCUUUUCAUUGUUAUAAUUAACACUUUCUGACAACAUUAGAAAAAUUUAUGCAUGCUAAUCAUGUCCAAGUGUUCCCUGUGCCACAUAUAUCUUGGUGACACAAAAGACUUUUCUGAAGGAGAAAAUGCUAAGGGAAUUCUACUAUUGGCAGGAGUUAAGCCUUGCAGGGAAUCCAAAGGAAUUGCAGCAGUUUGUAAAAGUUGUGAAGAUGGAAUUUUCAAGUUUAAAGAGUUCUUGCAAAUAACACAGCAAGCAAGAAAAAAGAAUGGUGGGGGUGAAUUGGAGUUUUCUAAUAAGGUCGUGAGUUCGAUAUUGUCUUCAGAAGUAGAAGAGACAUCGCCGGUUCGAAGGAGCUCCAGAAGGUCUGGUAACCGUUUGCAAAGUGCAGCUCAUAGUAACGAUUCUAAUACAACAGCAGUCUUAAGCAGCAAUGUAGAUAAAGAUAUCCAAUGUCGAAUGGAUAUUACGGAGCCCAGUACGAACAAAAGUUCAAAUGUUGGGAAGAAGAGCAAAAUAUCCGCGAAUGUGGCAGAUAUUAAAAAUACUGACAAGCCCUUAAAAUAUAAAAAGAAAACCAAGUCGGAAAAUCCCAAGGGUAGAAAUAGAAAACCUCAAUUAGACCACACAGCAGCCAACACAAACACAGUAGAAGAAAAUAUAACAUUUGAUUAUAACGUUGCUAAUAAUGAACAUGUAAAUGCAACAACUGCAAAUGCAGAAUAUAAAAAAAUACAUGACGCCGUUUUUGCUAAACGCCCUCGUGGAAGGCCGCCUAAGUGUAAACUAACCCCUACCAAAGUCACUGACAACAAUGCCACCAAGCUAAAAAUGACAAAUACCGAACUGGCGUCUGCUACCGAUGAAGAGGACGGUAAAAAAAUUCUGGAAACUAAAGCUGUUUGCGCCUACGUAAAAAUAUCAAAUGAAAUAUGGGGAGAUUUAGUGGAACUAGAGCGUCAAGGAAUUGCUUAUAAAUCCCGCAUUAUUUGCCGCAAAUGCUCACUUGUAUUUAUUUUAGAAAAAAGAUUUCGGGAUCACCUUUUAUUAGAACAUGCAUACUCGGAAGAUGAAUUAGAAUCCCUAAAGCAGUCCAUAAAAAAUUUGCAUUACAAUUGUAAAAUUUGUGACAAAGUUUUUAAAGAUCACAUAACGGCGCGAAGGCACUUUAAAAUCAGCCAUAGCAUCGAUAGACCAUUAAAAUGUCCCAUGUGUCCGGCGACAUUUAAGCAUGCCUUUAAUAUGGACUAUCAUGUAUCAAGACAUCUUAAUGUCAGGGAUCACCAUUGCACUUUGUGCGAAAAGAAAUUUAUUUUGCGCAACGAGUUGAAACUGCACAUGCGGACGCAUACAGGUGAAAAACCCUACAUAUGUUCGGUUUGCCAGAGGGGUUUUUCGCACAAGUCAAAUUUAGUAAAACAUACCCGUAUUCAUGAGACGGAACGCAUUCCCAUACAGACAAUAUUGGAGGAAACAAAUAGUACUGUAAAACAGGAACCGCAAGAAAAUUGGUCACCAACUCAGUUGGAGGAGUUUUCUUAUGUUGCUUCAACAAGAACGGACAGUGUCAGCACCACACCAGACAAAUAUAUAUCUCCAGCUAAAUCGAAAGCCAAUUCUCCAAAAAAUGUCAUAAAACAAGUUUCUGCAAGAUCUAAGGAAAUAAAUAGAGUUCCCAUUGCUCCUGUAAAAAAAAUCACUCUCAAUCAUUACUUUGCAAAACCGAAUAUCGUCGAAUCUCCCGAUAUAACAACAAUUUCAAAGCCAUUAUCAACUCCACAGAGAAGCCAUGACAUAAAAAAAGAGACUGGUUCACCAGAAAUCCUUGAAUAUCAACACAAAAAUGUCAAAUUUACCAUAGCAAAUAUAAUGCCGGAUAAGAAAGCAAGAAUUGCAGAUGAAACUGUUUUUACAUUGCCCAUGUCUGGGGAACCCUUGGAAAACGUACUUGUUAGAAAUGACAUUGCCGAAAGUUCUGUACCAAGUGACAACAAGCUUGGAUCACUUCCAUCCAGUGAGAAAAUAACAAAUGCCCCCAACAAUGCGGUUAUGUCGAUGCAAAUAUCAGCCGAAGACUCCAAUGAGUAUCCAUCUAAUCAACAACUAAAUAGCAGAUUUCUCAUAACGCAAGACCCUUCAUGUUAUAACAUUUCUUCGAGGACAACAAUUUCAAACCCAAGUUUGAGGAAAAAUAACAUAAAAUAUCAAAUAUCAACCCAUUCCUUGUUAAAAAGCAAUUCACAAACACCUGUUGUCGAUAUUACCUCCCCUCCCAGGCAGGAACACUCUAACCAAGAAUCAGAAAAUCCAAAUCCCUCUAAGCAAUCAGGCUCCAAGCUGAAAAUAAGAAAAGUAGAAGUGUUUCCUUCACUGAAUACAAGUGGUAAUGACGAAUGGCCUACAAAACCAUCUUGUCCACCAAAUUUAGUUGAAAUACCACCAGAAUAUACUUAUCAAUGUCCCAUAUGCUGGAAAUGCUUUAAACAUAAAUCCCCCUUAAAUAAACACAUGAGAACACAUACCGGUGAAAAGCCUUACAAAUGCAAUUUAUGUCCCAAGUCAUAUGCAGAUGCAACAAAUUUCAAACGUCACAAAAGUUUACACACCAAAGCUGCAGAUGAGUUGAAUAUAAAAAAUAUUGCCAAAUAUCCCAAACCACCAGCUUCUCCCACACCGUCGAUCGCAGCUUCCGAUCCCGAUCCAGAUGGAAUAGAAGCAAUGGAAACUGUGGAGAGACUUGAAUUGUCCUGUAGUGAUGACGAUAUGGACAUAUUAGAUGCUUUGGAAAAUGCCUUAUUAAGUCGAGAUAUAAAGGAGAGUUUAGCCUUAGUUAUAUCAGCAAAGAACGAAAAGGCAUUGCCUUCAAGUUGCUUAAGUAACGAAAACCCAGAUUAAAAGAUUUUGUAUGUUUCUUGUAUUUGUUUGGCCUAAGCGUACAAUAUGGAUUAUGGAUGGCAAUUCAAGUAGAGUUGCGUUGCCAGAAAAUAAAAUCAUGAAAUAAAAAAUAAUAUAAAGUUGAUAAUUUUUGUCAGUCUCAUGCGA